Messenger RNA from Struthio camelus australis, 1321 nucleotides. The record is from RefSeq and is a predicted model, not a curated record. Lineage: Eukaryota; Metazoa; Chordata; Aves; Struthioniformes; Struthionidae.
AUGGGGGCGCGGCGGUGUGAGAGCCCUGUCCUUCCUCACCGCCCUCUCCGGCAGGCCAAGACCAAGGGGAUCCAGAGUGGCGUGGACAUCGGCGUCAAGUACUCAGAGAAGCAGCAGAGGAACUUCGACGAGGCCAAGAUGAAGGCUGGGCAGUGCGUGAUCGGGCUGCAGAUGGGCACUAACAAAUGUGCCAGCCAGUCCGGCAUGACGGCCUACGGCACCAGGAGGCACCUCUAUGAUCCCAAGAACCAGAUCCUGCCUCCCAUGGACCACUCCACCAUCAGCCUCCAGAUGGGCACCAACAAGUGUGCCAGCCAGGUGGGCAUGACAGCUCCUGGCACCAGGAGACACAUCUACGAUGCCAAGAUGGGCCUCGAGAAGUGUGACAACUCCUCCAUGUCCCUGCAGAUGGGCUCCAACCAGGGGGCCAACCAGAGUGGCCAGGUCUUUGGCUUGGGCCGCCAGAUUUAUGACCCCAAGUACUGCCCACAGGGCAACCAGAGCGAUGUGGCCAACGCCACCUGUGACCAGAGCAUGGACCCGCCGGGGUACCACUACUACCAUGAGGAGGAGAGCUACUGAGCGGGAUGCCGUUGUCCCUAGCCCCAUCUCAUGUACAGACCCCACUGCCAGCAACAUUCCAGUAUCUUUCCUUUCAUCCUUCCCUCUUUUUAUAACUCUUUUUUUAAUGAAUCUAUUUUUCUGAGUGAAGAAACGGAGACCCUGCUUCUAGAGAAGAGUGGCCAUUUCUUACAGCCCUUGGGAAUCGUGACUCUCCCGUGUCCAGCCUGGGAGCUUGCAGCUGGAAGGAGGCAGAUGCUCAAGUACUGUGGAGUGGACGGUGUCUUCUUACGCAGUCAAGAUAAUGUGUUUCAAUGCAGCGUCCAGCAAACAGCCCCUGCAGCUCUUCUGGCGUGACAGCGCUUGGAUGCCCUUGGCAAGUGGCAGCUGCCCAUGCGCCCUCGGGUAAAGUAAAAAGUGCUGCUGCUGCCAUGUGUGUGGGUAGGGUUUGCCCAAGGCUGUGCUCUUGGGGACGUUCCUGCGCGGGACAAGGGGGCACGUUGGCCAGGUGCGUCCAGGGGAGCACGGCCGGGAGACGGCAGAGGCAGCCGUUGAGCUCUGCCACACCAGCUCUGCUGUGCUUCAGCAUCUCUUCCUGCUCCUGGGAGCUUGUCGCAGGGACCAGGCAUGAUUUUCCUGUGUGUGCGUGUGUGUUUGUGUGUGGUUUCUUUAAUGCCAACAGUGAAGCUCUUAGCAGGCUGCUCUCAUGUAAUUCUCUAGAAGGACAGCAAAGCUGGAAAUGUGUUUUUUUUUUUUUUUU